Messenger RNA from Malaya genurostris, 1000 nucleotides. RefSeq lists its product as uncharacterized. The transcript has 3 exons. Bases 121 to 453 code for a protein of 110 amino acids. NCBI's taxonomy places the organism in Eukaryota, Metazoa, Arthropoda, Insecta, Diptera, Culicidae. The record is from RefSeq and is a predicted model, not a curated record.
UAAAUCUCGGUACGAUCACCACAAUGAAUCGCUUAUAAAUCCAAAGGAACUACGGAUCACUACCUCAGUUCUCAAAUAGUUGUUUGUCAAUCGUUUACUAGCUCAGAUCGUUCCGUUAGAAUGAAAAUCUCUACAAGGUUUCUUCCUACGACACUGCUAGCAGCGCUGCUAUUUCUCAUUCCACUUGCAACAGUAGAAUGCGUCCCGCUUGCGGACAUUCGCGUCUCCGAUGACACGCUAGUUCAACCUAACAAGCGCGAGCUGAUUCAACUCUUCCAGGAGGAUGCCAACCGGUUUUCCUCCAGUCUCAGUGACGACCUAAGCUCGGAGGAACUCACAAGGAAUGUACUGCGUGAUCUAAGCCAGAGUACGACCAUGAGCCCGGAGCAUAUCCAACUGGUGCGGAGAAUUGUUCAAAAAUAUAAACAAUUAACCAAUCCAACCAACUAUUAACCAGUUCAAUGUUAUAUCAUAUAAACGAAACAAAGGAAUUCUACUUCGUCGGUUUUCAAUUUGCCACUUCAUCAUCAUCGAGUCAAAAGUUAGAGAAAAAAAUACACAAAAUCAGUAUAUUGCAUAUUCUAAACAAAAAUUGAAAACAACAAUUGAAUAUAUUGCGCUAUUUUAAGGGAGCUUGAUUGAGCUAAUUCGUGUUAGGGUAACAGAGGUAUUUUGGCCCACUUUAGGAUUGAUUUUAUUUUGGCCCACUUUAUAAAAAUAUCCACAAAAUAUUGUAAUAUCUUUAAAAACCCCUUCCGCAAUAGGUAAUUUAAUGUGAUUAGCUUCAAAUUGAUGCAAAAUGAGUUACUCAACAUCGAUAAAAUCCGAUGAAAUCGAUAAAGUUUGUUAGGUGGGCCAAAAUAUAUGAAGUGGCCAAAAUACCUCUGUUACCCUACUUAUUGAAUAAUUUGGCACCUGUGACUAUUGACACACCGCGCUAUAUUCAACAUCGACAUUUUAUGUAUAAAAAAAAUCAAUAAACACUUCUUAGGAUAGAUUA